AAAAUAAACAAACGUGUUUUGUUAGUGUGCUAAUUUUCAGAGUGUUUUAUUUUUUAUUCUCGCUGAGGACAUUAUUUACAGACUUUUUGUUCUGCGAUACCGGUAUAAGUAGUCUGUAGAGAGUGUCUUUAAUAGUCGACAGCUUUUGAAGGCACAAGUGUCAGUCCUGCGAAUGUUAGCCCCGAAGCUCAAUGAUGUGGCUGAUUAAUAAUGAAGGUUUUCAUACAGCAUCAGAUUGUGUGGACAAAGACAGCUUAUCGACCUUAGUUAAAAAGGAAAUGUAUCAACGGAUCAGCACUCAAAAUCAACGCUAGCUCAUAUUUUCAUUGCUUCAUUUCAUAAGGAACAUAGUCAAUUUCACACAAAAAAACAAAAAACAUAUCAAGGAGUUAAAACAUUAACAAUAUUCAAGAUAACUGUGGAUGGACCGAAGAACUGCCUCAUCUGGUUCUGUGUUCAUGUGUCGGCUGUGCAACCUCUUCUCUCCCAGUCGCUCUCAGCUGCUGGCCCAUUGCUCCCAACUGCACCCCCAGCAGGAGCCUCCUGAUGACAUCAUCAUUGCUCUGCAGCCUCUUGUAGGAGAGCCUGUGGAGACGCUGACAGAGAGCCCAGUGAAGCGAAAACGAGGACGACCGAAAGGCUCUACCAAGAAGACGCGCACAGAUUUGACAGAGUGCAUGACCGACUCUACCCUUUCUCAGGAGGAUAAUGUUCAAAGAGAAGAAGAAGGCAAUAAGGAGGAGGGAGACAGACAAUGUAGCUCAAUACAAGCCGAAAGCAAUGACGGGAUGUUGGGGCUGGAAUGUAGAGACUGCCAUCGCUCGUUCAGCAACAGACGACAGAUCCUUAAACACAUCUGCCUGAGAGAAGAGGAAGUUGACGAGGACGAAGAAGAGGAGAAUGGGAGCAUCUGUGGUGGAGCAGGAGUUGAGGCUUCUGGAAGUUUGGAUCCUGGGGGAACAGAUCCAAACCAGAUGCAACAAAACCCAGCGAGACCAGGACUCAUGAGAGAAAAAGACGUGGGCAGCUUCAGACCCCCGAGAACCAACCGAAACGGGACGCAACGCAAAAACGCAACGGGAAACAAAAAAUCGGUCAUCAGUGUUGUUCUGACAGAAGAUAAAACACUUCCAGGUGUUUCUACAAUGGUUCCAGUAGAGGACAAUUCAGCAGAAACAGAGUCUUCAGCCACACAAGCUCAACCUCAGUCUGCAGUCUUCCAGAGUCGGUCAUGUCAAGACCUUGCAAGUGGAGCCACUGCCUGCGAGGGUGACCCUAAAACAGAUCAGGUGCCGAGUUCUAACCCGACCUCCACAACAACAACAACAACAACAACAAAAACAGUAGCAGCCAGCAGAGGCUUCCAGGAAUAUUCUAUCAAGCAAGAUGCUACCAAUUUACUUCAGAGCCAGUUGAAGAUCUUUGCCUGUGAGUUCUGUAAUAAGAUCUUUAAAUUCAGACACUCGCUGGUGGCCCACCUCAGAACACACACCCAGGAAAAACCGUUCCAGUGUCCACACUGUGACUACGCAUCAGCCAUCAAAGCCAACCUGAAUGUUCACCUGAGGAAGCACACAGGAGAGAAGUUCAGCUGUCAGCACUGUCCUUUCAACUGUCUCAGCCCAGGACACCUCAAGGUCCACAUAGAGCGAGUCCAUUUAAAGGUGAAGCAGCACUGCAGCUUCUGUGAGAAAAAAUACUCCGAUGUAAAGAACUUGCUUAAACACAUGGAGAAACGACAUAACCUGAAAGACCCUGCUGUCUCCCAGAGCUACCAACAGCUGAGGUUAAAGACUCGUCAGGGCCUCAGACAGCUCCUCUACCACUGUCCCACCUGUAACCGCCGCUUUAAGAACCAGCUGGAGCGGGAGCGCCACCUGUUGGUCCACGGGCCCCAGCGUCCCUUCGCCUGCCUCCUCUGUGACCAUGCUGCAACCAAGAUGGCCACCCUCGCUGCUCAUGUCAGGAAGCACCUCUUCCUAUACGUGUGCUGUGUGUGUGACGGGAAGUUUGUCAGCUCUCAGAGACUGAAGAGUCACUUGAAAGAGUCUCACCCCGAGCUGGACCAGGGGCAGGCCUUCACCGACUGCAUCAACAACAGCUACUAUCUGAUACAGCACGGAGGAGGCAUGUGGGGGGAUGAGGAGAGAGACGAUCCAGAUAAUGGGAUGGAGGAAGAGCUAAGGAUAGAGCAGGAUGGGGAAGAUGAGAGGACAAGAGAGGGGGGUAGAAGAGAUGGUGUAGGAGGGGAGGAGUGGCGAGAUGGGGAAGGGGAGCAGCUGAAAGUAGCAGCAAGUGAAGAUGUGGAGCAAGAGAAAGAGGAAGAACAAGCUAAAUCUCAGGGUGAAAGUGCAGAAGAAAUGCAGCGGAAAGAAGGAGAAUUAGAGAACAGAAGUGCACAGCAAGAUUCCCAAGAACUGCCCCAUCAAGCUAUUUCUACAGAAACCACAACUCCAUCUGACAGACAAGAUGAAGCAACAGCUGGGGAGAAGUCACAGGACAGCACGGUGGACACAUGCACCGCAGCAGCUGGAGAUGAUACACCAGAGAGCAGUCACACCCCCCACUUGGAGGACAGGACUCAAGAAAAUAAACACCCAGCUGACGAGAACACACAGACACCUUCAGCACCUCCUGUGGAAGAUAAACAAACUCCACAAUCAGAAACGGUGUUGGAGGUUUUGCAUCAGAGUGCGUUCCAGCAGGUGUUCUCAACUCUUCAGAAGACUCGGCUCAAUAUGGAGUCUUUCCAACGACUCAGGAAAAUUUACGGAGACUUGGAAUGUCAAUACUGUGGUAAACUGUUCUGGUACAAAGUCCACUAUAACGUCCAUGUACGCACACACACCAAGGAGCACUCGCAUUACUGUUCAAAGUGUAGCUACUCGUCCAUCACCAAAAGCUCUUUAAAGCGGCACCAGAUCCAGAAGCACAGCGGCUUGCUACUGCCUUGUUCGAAUCUCGGCUGUAAAUACACCACACCUGACAAAUACAAACUUCAGGCCCAUUUGAAGACACACCAGGAACAGGGGAAGAGCUUGACUUGUCCUGUCUGCCAGAACAGCUAUCCAGAACACAGACUAAAACACCACAUCAAAACAUCCCACCCUGACACGCUACCUAUGCAGGGUAAAGGACUGAUGGUGCAGCGCGCAGAGAAGUGCCCCUACUGUGACUCCUAUUUCCUGAAGAACAGCAGUGACUUUCAGAGGCACAUCUGGGCCCACCAAGGUUUGAAGCCAUAUGUCUGCAGUGUGUGUGACUAUGCAGGCCGCAGUAGAAGCAACCUGAAGACUCACAUGAACCGACACAACACAGAGAGAAGUCACCUCUGUGAUCUGUGCGGUAAAAAGUUCAAAUCUAAAGUCACGCUCAAAAGCCACAGACUGAGCCACACCGAUGAAGGGAAGCGGUUUCAAUGUUCGGAGUGUGACUUCACCUCGGUCUCCAAACCUUCCUUGCUCAGACACAUGGAGCAACACGCUGAGUUUAAGCCAUUUCGCUGUGCCCACUGCCACUACUCCUGCAACAUCGCUGGUCCCCUGAAGCGACACUACAACAUGAAACACCCAGAUCAGAAAUAUCAGAAUGCCGGACCUGGACUGCCUAACCCUGAUGCUCUGAAACAGCAAGGUGGUAUGAAGUGUCCUGAAUGUGAAUUUGUUUAUGGCACCAAGUGGGAGCUGAACCGCCACCUGAAGAGCAAACACAGCCUGAAAGUAGUGGAAGGCACCUGGGAGGUGGGGGAGACAGUAGAGGCCCAGUACGUGCCUGUGGAGGAUGAAGAGCAGCUAACGGAAGAACCUGUAGCAGCCCUACAGGACAAUGUUAAUAUCCAGCAGAUUACCGAAUUCAGUUCCGAGACUCACGACGCCGUCACCUCCAUGGUCGCCAUGGCUCCAGGCACUGUUACCGUCGUACAACAGUUGCAGGUGGCUGAUGAGCAGGAAGUUGGUAACUGCAGCAACCAGCUGAUGGUGGUGAAUGCAGAGGGGGGUCUAGUCGGUAACCAGGUGAUGGUGGUGGAGGACGCACACGGCCUGGAGGCUCUGACAGUCCUCACUCAGGGAGAAAACACUCACCACUAUAUUGUCUACGUCCAGGAACACACUGUAGAAAUCAACUAGUAAUGCUACAGUAGCAUUUCAACAUCUGUCGAUCCAUCAGUGUUAAGGGGAU
Sander lucioperca (pikeperch) is the source of this 4179-nucleotide messenger RNA. RefSeq names its product zinc finger protein ZFAT. The record is from RefSeq and is a predicted model, not a curated record. Lineage: Eukaryota; Metazoa; Chordata; Actinopteri; Perciformes; Percidae. The transcript has 24 exons. Gene Ontology annotation, biological process: regulation of transcription by RNA polymerase II. Bases 423 to 4127 code for a protein of 1234 amino acids. Gene Ontology annotation, cellular component: chromosome. Gene Ontology annotation, molecular function: chromatin insulator sequence binding.